UCGGGGCCGCGGGGGGGGGGGGGCCUCGCUGCAGCUGCCGGAGCCGCCAUCGCCGCCGCGAUGCCGAAAGGAGGUAGAAAAGGAGGCCACAAAGGCCGAGCGAGACAGUACACAAGCCCUGAAGAGAUCGACGCGCAGCUCCAAGCAGAAAAACAAAAGGCAAGGGAAGAAGAGGAGCAAGAGGAAGGGGGAGAAGGAGCAACAGGGGACCCCAAAAAAGAGAAGAAAUCUUUAGAUUCAGAUGAGAGUGAUGAAGAUGAUGAGGAUUAUCAGCAAAAGCGCAAAGGAGUGGAAGGGUUGAUAGACAUAGAGAAUCCCAAUCGUGUAAUUCAGACAACCAAAAAAGUAACUCAGCUGGACCUGGAUGGACCUAAAGAACUCUCACGGCGAGAGCGAGAAGAAAUAGAGAAACAGAAGGCAAAAGAGAGAUACAUGAAAAUGCACCUAGCUGGUAAAACAGAACAAGCGAAGGCAGAUCUUGCCCGACUAGCCAUUAUUCGGAAGCAAAGGGAAGAAGCUGCCAGAAAGAAAGAAGAGGAAAGAAAAGCAAAAGAUGAAGCGGCUAUGGCAGGUAAAAGACUGCAGUCUCUAUCCCUUAACAAGUAAGCACAGGACAUGCAAGAGGAGGAAACACCAGGGAACUGUGCCUGGUGCCUGCCAGGAACUCUGUUGUGUUGCAUACCAUAGACGCCACAUAGGAUGUACUGCGGCAUCGAAGUCACCUUCACCUCCAAGAGACACUGACGAUGUGUUUGUCUUCAUCCUGGCACAGAUUUCCAUUUUGGGGUUAGGGGCAGCUGCUAUCUUUGGUGCAGAACUGUGCUGAACAGCAAUUCUCUGUAACAGUUUGGAAACCUGAAUGUUUUUGCUGUUUUUAGGAUUAAGAACUCAUAGACAGGGGGCAGGGCGGGAGGGAGCCGUGUGGGAGGGGAGAUGCUUCGAAUAUUAGAUUGCAAGAAACUAGAUUGUGGGGUCAUUGUGGGGUGGGGCUUGGGGUGGGGAACUUUGACUUGCUAGUGAAAGCCCAAAGGGUAAUAUAUCUGAGGAAACCUUUUGGGCGAGUGGCCCGUAAAGUUGAGCUGCAGAAUGUUGCAGUAUAAUCUGGGAGCCUGAGUUCAUGGACACCUGGAGUGCUGUUCCUUCCCGCUUUCAUCCCUCCUUUCUUGCUGCCGAUCUUCCCUUUUCCCUCCUCUUCCUUUUUUUCUGCUCCUGAUUAGGGAUAGUGCCAGUUUUUAACCACAUCAUCCUUUGUUUAAAGGAAGAAAAAGAACCAUUAAUUGUACCAGACCCAGAUGGAAGAAAAAAAAAAAACAAAACUCGAUAAAGUUAAAAAAACAAAACUUGUAUAUUUGGCUGAUUAAAACGUAAAUUAUCAUAACUGCUUUGUCCUUGUCGCCUGUGUUAAAUGAACGUGAGCGUAAAGGCUGCUGCUGAGACGUAAGAUGCAGCCUGAGUCUCCUGUUGUGGUGACUUCCGUCUGCUGCUUUGCUGGUUCUCUGUGCUGCUUGUGGUGUUGAAUUUGUCUAGGGCUCUGGAGCUCCGUCAGCAGACGCAGCCUGAAGGCAGGAAGCUUUUCCGGCUCGUCUCCGAUGGAUGUCUUUCACAAUUUGGUUACCACAGUGGCAGAGACGUUUAUCUUCAGGCUGCUUUCUAACCUCUUCGCUGUGUCCGAAGGCCUCGCACUGAACUGUCGCCUGGCAGCCACCCUGCUCCAGAGGGAAGGGCUGCCGGAGCUGGAGGUGCUCUAAGGCGGUAAGCGGUGCAGGGAGCCCUGCUGCUCGCCGGUGCUGGGGGCACCAGCACUUCCUGGGCUCGCUGUCAGUUGUUUAAGGCUGUAGAACUGAGCGGGGUGAAGGGAGCUCUCUAGGAGUCGCUGGUGGAUGUUUUGAUCACAGAGGUGCUUUGUGGAGAUGCAGAGUGACAAACACUGUGAUUUGUUCUGUGUGAAUGUGCCAUUCACGCCUGGCUUCAAGGACUUAGUCAUGAGGGUGUGGUGGGGAGGAACAUCACUGUGGGAUGAUGGCUCCAGCCCCACUGGGACCCUGUUGUCCUGGUGCAGAUGCUGUUGUCCUGGUGCAGAUGCGCUGGGUCACCUCUGCGUGUGUUGAAGAGCCCCCAGGCUGUUCCCCCAGCUUGGGCUGUAGUUGCACUAAAGCAAUGAUUUGGGGCAGGAUAUAUUUUCAGGGAGCUCUGUGACGUGAGUGAUACCAGCAGAGAUGCCCUUGUUGUUGGGAUUAAGAGGGAAAAACUGAUAUGAUGGGGACAGAGGAUUGGUUAUAAAUAUUUGGAGAGAGCCUUGUAGCAAAGAGGAGGCAGAUGGAGCAAGGUGGGGGGAGGUAAUGGGGUGAUGCCUGGGACUGAGCAGGGCAGGAGCCACAAAUGGAGGGAGAGCUGGGAGCAUGGGAUCGAUCGCAUGUAGAAAUGAGCAAAAAAAUCUAUUCCCUCUCAAACUGGUCUGUCACUCAUGUCUGGAGCAGAACCUAAAUGUCACCAUCCUGCUGCUGCCAGUGAGAACUCCUCUCCCAAGGCCAGUGGUGGAAGUGACUUGUCUAGAUAAGGGCUGGUCUGCUUCGAGGGACGGCAGCAGGACCAGCUUUUAACCUGAGCUUCCGCAUGGAGAGCUGAUCCCAAGAGGGAGGUACCAGGUUGCACAGGGCAGAUUCUUUUUUCUUUUUGAUGGUAAACGUAGGACUCCCCUUGCAAGAAUGCUUGGUUUAACACAGGGCAGCACUUUUGCUGGCUAGGCAGCGCCAGAGGUGUUACCUGCCCAUCCGCUCCCAGCCCCAUCCUGGUUCUUCCGUCUUUGCCAAGGCUCUCUUACCAACUGCUUCAUCGCUACUUUAUAUCCUGUAUGUAAUGUGUGAGCGUGCCUGUUUACCACAUGCGAUUAAACUUGCUGCGAAACAGAA
Molecule: messenger RNA, 2909 nt
Organism: Rhea pennata
Lineage: Eukaryota; Metazoa; Chordata; Aves; Rheiformes; Rheidae
Gene: PDAP1
Product: PDGFA associated protein 1
Exons: 6
Coding region: 61-606 (181 amino acids)
Cellular component (GO): cytosol
Molecular function (GO): RNA binding
Source: RefSeq, a predicted model, not a curated record